Molecule: messenger RNA, 3468 nt
Organism: Lepisosteus oculatus (spotted gar)
Lineage: Eukaryota; Metazoa; Chordata; Actinopteri; Semionotiformes; Lepisosteidae
Product: probable E3 ubiquitin-protein ligase HERC6
Molecular function (GO): ubiquitin-protein transferase activity
Source: RefSeq, a predicted model, not a curated record
ACCAGGAUCGGAAGAUAAAAAAAAGUCGCAGUCACAGACUUAAAGCAGUUUGAACAGCCAGCCUGUUCACAUCCUUGACUACACUGCCGGUGAACAUGUACUGCUGGGGAGAAGGGACGAGUGGGCAGCUUGGUCUGGACCUACAAGAGAAUGACAGUCUGGUUCUGCAGCCCGCAGAAGUUCACCCGCUACUCCGACAUGUUUCCCUGGUUGCGUGUGGAGAACAGCACACAUUAUUUCUCAAUGAAGAAGGCAAAGUUUUGUCGAGUGGACGUAAUUCAAAGGGACAGUUGGGUAGACAGAGCAUCCCGGAUCAAAAAACUCCAGCGCGAGUCCAGGGUCUGACAGGAGUGGUGUCGGUGGCCUGCGGUCAGGAGCACAGCCUGGCGCUCUGCCAGUCGGGACAGGUGUACUCCUGGGGCAGAGGGAGCGAGGGACAGCUGGGAACUGGCGCUUUUGAAGCAAAGGUUACAAAACCAAGAAAGAUACAAGCAUUAUUAACCACUCAGAUACCAGUGAUUCAAGUUGCAUGUGGAAAUUUUCAUUCCUUGGCACUUUCAAAAGGUGGGGCAGUUUUCUCCUGGGGGCAGAACUCCCUUGGCCAGCUGGGUCUUGGAAAGGGGACUCCCUCUCAGCCCGUUCCCACUCAGGUCCUCUCACUGUCAGGAGUGCCAGUGUCCCAGAUCGCUGCAGGGGGGGCUCACAGCUUCGCUCUCUCCCUCUCGGGGGCUGUGUACUGCUGGGGGGCCAACAAUGCUGGACAGCUGGGGAUCAACAGAGUUGAUGAAAAAGGUAGAUUUUCUCCAUGUGCUGUGACUGCUGUCAAAUCUCUUGGUGUUUCCUGUAUAAGUUGUGGUGAAGCCCACACAGCUGCUCUGACUAAGGAUGGGAGUGUGUAUACUUUUGGAGAUGGACGUUUUGGUCAACUGGGUCACAACUCCACUGCUAAUGAACUCAAGCCGAGAAAAGUGGAGCAUAUAAAUGACCGGGCCUCUGAAGUAGCAUGUGGCAGAUAUCACACACUUGUUCACGUACUGUCCUCUGGAUUGCUGUUGAGCUUCGGCAGUGGCAGUAAGGGGCAGUUAGGGAAUGGAGAUACAGCCAACCAGCUACAGCCCGUCACAGUGCAGCAGACCUGGAGCUCUCAAUUACCAGAAAAUGGAGAGAAAGAAUCUCCAGAUUACCAAACCACCAAACUUUUUGCUGGAUGGAAUACAAGCUUUAUUCAUACAGCACCUCCAGAGUGUUCUGAAUCUCUAAGGCAAAUCAGUAAAAUUGAUGGGCACGUGCUUCAGAAAUGGCUGACAGUGCCAGCUUGCGGUACAGAUUGGAAAGAGGCUAAAAGUGAGAUUACCUUAGUCUUUUCAUCAAGCUCGUGCCUUGUUGCAAGUUUUUUAAGAAACAGCACUGACUCUCCUCCAUCAAAUGUCUCAGACCCCUACAUUGUUGAUUUACAAGCUGUGAGAAGUACAUUAAGGCAACUUGAGAAAAAAACUUGGAUCAGUAAGCAGAUUGCUUCAGGCCUCAGAGAAAAAUUGAUACCGAAUCUUCUGUCUGCAUCUGGAUUAAUGAAGCUAUUGGAUAUUUUUUUGAUACUUCCUGAAUGUGAGGCGUUCCAUGCAGAUGAAAACAUCAUUCACCUUGUCCUUCCAUUGGCCACAGCCAUUCUUAAUCUAAAGGAUUCAUCUAUGGAAACCCUGAAAAAAUGGUGGUCUUUUCUGGAGCCAAAAUUCCGGAAAAAGCACAUCCACAUGUUCAAGCGUGCUGUGGCUUUCAUCUUGAAAUCAGGGUUGUUUGAGGUUUUUAAACCCAAGAUGAGAGAUGUUCUCUGUAUUUUAAAACAUUUCUACAAAGCUAAUAAAAAGGCCACACACAGUGUCCCCUUGAGUGAAUUCUAUAUAGAUGAGAUCGCCUUACAUUUGUUUUUGGAUCAGGAUCUGUUAAACUGGCGUUUGUGGGCAAAACUAGAGGACACAGAUGAGACACCUAUUAUUUUCUGCCGCUUUCCUUUUGUUCUGAAUCUGCAGGUUAAGACUAAUCUGUUUUAUGUUGAUGCAUGCUUAAUAAAGCAAUUACACAGAUGGGAAACAUUCGAGGCCAUUGUAAAGUAUCAAAUGACACAGGGAGCCUCUGAAAUUCCCCCCAAGCCAAUCUUCCAGCUCCGGGUGACACGCCCAAAUCUGGUCCGGGACACCUUCAGGCAGCUGAAUCUUGCAAACGAUGAAGACUUAAGGAAGGAACUUUCGGUAGAGUUUGUUGGAGACUUGGAACAAACAGCUGUCAAUAAAAAGGAUUUCUUUCUUCACAUUUUUGACCAACUCAUUGCUCCAGAUUCUGGAAUGUUCUGGUACAAUGAAUCAAACUCAUUAAUGUGGUUUCCAUCUAAUCCCACACUGGCCCAGAAGAGAUACUUCCUGUUUGGGAUUCUCUGUGGCCUAGCAAUGUACAAUAACAAUAUUGUACAUCUUCCCUUCCCACUGGCCUUCUUCAAGAAGCUGGUAGGUGUAAAGCCAACACUGGAGGAUCUGGAAGAGCUGGAUUCUGUGUUAGGGAGGAGCUUGAAGUGCAUCUUGGAAAGCGAUGAAGAAGACUUUGAAGUCCUUGAUCUGACCUUUACAGUCUCCUGGGAUAAGAAAGAUGUUCACCUUGAUCCUCAAGAGAAUGAAAAAGCUGUGAAUAAUGCAAACAAGAAACAGUUUGUCAGUGCCUUUGUGGACUAUGUGUUCAACAAAUCUGUGGCAAAACUCUUUGAAGAAUUCAAGAGAGGUUUUUACAAAGUCUGUAAUGUGGACAUACUCGAGUUCUUCCAGCCAGAGGAAUUGAUGGGGGUUAUUGUGGGGAAAGAAGACUAUGAUUGGGAGAAACUAAAGCAGAAUACAUUGUAUGAAGGAGAGUACCACGCAAAUCAUGCUAAUAUCAGAUUGUUCUGGGAAGUGUUUGAUGAACUGUCAACAGAAGAGAAAAAAAGCUUCCUCUUGUUUGUGACAGGAUGUGAUCGAGUUCCCAUUUUAGGGAUGAACUGCAUUAAAAUGAGAAUUAGUAUUCUGCCACAUUUUACUGAAGAGCACUUUCCGGAGUCUCUCACCUGCCACAGCCUCCUGUUGCUGCCUAAAUACUCCACCAAAGAGAGGCUUAGAACAAAGCUUAUUGGAGCCAUAAAUCACAAAAGGGGGUUCUGGAAAGAAUAAGGAUCCCUAACUGUUCUUAUGUGAAAAGAAUACUCAGAUGUAUGGAGCUAACUAUAUAUAUUUAACAAAUAAUGAUUAGAUUGUUUAAUUAGAACUAACCUUUUCUGUUCCAAUGCUUUCCCUUUCUUAGUAGCUAAUCUAGUUCAGUUUUAUGCUUUAGAAAAAAUAUACCGUAACAUUUUAAAUAUAAUUAUAGUUCAAAUACUAGUAAUCUCAAAAUGCACAACAUAAAUUCUAUGUAAGUUUGUUCAUUGUUAGUUCUGACAUUGUAAAAAGAAUA